CCGAAGCAAUCGUCCUUGAUCUUCCAGCUAUUUUUACACAGACAAACACGGCCAUGGUCAGAGACCGUUGGCUAUGUUGUGAGUGUACAUAGUAAAAUAAUAUUACCAACAGUGGUGUGGGCAUCUACAAGUACCGACAAUUUAGAGAGCCCGUGUGUUGUACAUAUCAUAUACCGACAGUUAUGUGAGCUGGUGUUGUACGUACAUACAUACUAACAGUUGUGAGACUCCGUGUUGUACCAAAAGCUUUGACUUUGUGAGACGUCGAGACAGUCGAGGAGGUGGAGUAGUGUCUUCUGUGCGAGAUGAUCUGUGCAUAUUCCUACUGUUGAUCAGCAGGAAUUUCUGUUUUGCUUCACACAGUGGGGCGGCAUGUCUGUUUCUUCUGAAACUGCAUUUCAGAGUGAGUUGGUUGCCUUGAUUCCCAUGAAAGACAAACGACUGAAGCCAAGACGAACUGUGAUGUAUGUCGUGAUCGCCGUGAUCAUCUGUGCCAUCGUGGCCGGCCUCCUGGUCUUCUUCCUCAUGCCACGUGACAUCACGCUGAGCAGCAGCAGCCCCUUCCUCCUCUCACACCACGUGAACAUCAACUCCACAGCCAACACCGUCACGCUAGAUGUUGUGCACCAGUUCAACCUGAGCAACUGCAAUUUUGUGCAGGUGACAGUGACAGGGGUGUCAUUAACAGCCAGAUACUUCCAGUCAGCGUUGGGUAAUGCCACCGCAUACGUAGACAACCCGCUGGAGAUAGAACUGAAGUCUGAUGCCACACUCAGCGUACCCGUACAGAUUAAAUUACAGGAUGCUCAGGGAACUACUUUUGUAAAACGAUGUAAAGCUCCAUACAAGUGGGAGUACGAAUUCUAUCUGUUCUUCUCUGUGACUGUCAAUUAUACGCUGCUGACACAAAGCAACCAAGCCUUGCUGACAACAUUCCAGCAAACAAGUUGUAAACCUACGACUACUUCCAUGGACAUUCAGGGAAUGGCGUCACUUCCAACAACGUGAAAUGGUGUUCAUUUAUAGUGCUGAAAACAAGUUGUGAACCUAACCUUGCUUCCUUCAACCAUGUGAAAUAAUGGUCAUGUACAGUACAGCAAACAAGUUGUUGACCUACUCAUACUUCCUCCAACAUUCAGUCUAUGGCCACACUCCCCAACAUAUCGGUGCUGAACAUAGAUUUGUACUAUUAAUAGCACAAGCCUAUAAUGCUGGAGAUUCUGAUGGAGCUGAGCGUCUUGCACAGAGAACUGCAUGGAUUUUUAGUAUUCAUUUAUUUACAUUUAUUUAUAAUGCUUACUUUUCAUACAGAGAGAGAGAGAGAGAGAGAGAGAGAGAGAGAGAGAGAGAGAGAGAGAGAGAGAGAGAGAGAGAGAGAGAGAGAGAGGGAGUGAGUACUGGUAUAAAAGAAAAACCACCAUGGUCAAAGCCACAAUUUCAGCUUUACCGAAAUUCAAAACACUCUGCUGGACUGUGAUUAUUUUUGUCUAUUGUGCCGCUUUUUAGAAAAAAUGCUUCUACCAGCUUGUUUGGUUUGACAAUUUUUCAGAGUGGACAAUGGAACCCAGUUCACAUGCUACAGACAAUGAUUUCAAGUUCAUUAUCUGAUGGUUGUUACUUUAUACUCUUUGUUCUUAUUCAUCAAUCAAAAUAUGGACCACAUGACCCAAACAGCCUGGUUGAACAUAUUCAUCCAGCUGUAAAGGAAAUGACUGUCUCUGUUGUGUGCUUUGUAUGCGUGUUUCAAAGACUUGUAAUCAGUUAAUAAUUAAUAAAUAACAUUUGUAAAAUGUUAACCCCCUUUCAAUACCAAGCUCUAUGGGCUUUACAAUCUAUAUUGUGAACCCAUAAAACCGUAGAACACUCAGAAACAUUCUUGACCUCCUGAGAAGCACACAGUGCACACAGCUGAUUAAGUUCUCAAACACCAACAGACAAGACCUUUUGUCUAUAGCUAGGUACCCUUUCCUAUAUAUGUGAAGUUAGGAAAUUCGUAUUAAAUGAUUUUCCCAAGAACACAACGCUGGACCCUAUUGGGGUUUGAACGCACGACCUUGUGGUUGCGAGCUCAGCAGCCUAACCACGGGACUUUUGACGCCACUUGUACUACUAGACGGAGUACCGUCAUGGCUGCCACUCUUCACUCUCUAUGAAAACUACAUGAAGUGUGCACACCAUGAACCAUGCCAUUACACCCAGAUGAAGAGCACUACCUCGGCCUAUAGUGGAGUAUGCGCAGCAUGUUCUCUCCUCGCCCUUCAUUUGAAUCAAACUGAGUCAAAUGGUGCACUCAAUAACUCCACAGUGAAACAGAAAUAUGUCACUGUGCGUGAUCUAGGAUAUUAUACAAGUCUGUGCCUGAAAUUCCCUGGAGUAUGACAUGAUAUCAAGUGGAGGAGGACACAUGACGCCUCACAUUGUAGAGCUGUUGAUUAUCAAGGAAGACUUAAGAAAAAAAGGCACUAGUCAUAGAAAUAGUUAUAAGUAGGAUACAGGUUUUUUUGGCGUGUUCAUUUGGACAAGCAUGGUUAUUUCCCUGUGCAGUUAUUCUGAAAGUGCCAAACUUUUUGUUAAAUAAGAAAUGCUGCCGAAAUUGUCCAAGACGGCCGCCCAAUUGUCAAGGAGAAAAGUGCUUAUCUUAUACAGGUGGAGUCUUGAACAGUGCUUUUAUGAUAUACAUGACAAAAAACUCAAAGGGGGGAAGUGGUUGUUUGUACAGGUGAUUGUCUUGGACAAGUGGUCAUUAGAGUUACAGCAUGUUCGACUGUAUUAUGAUGGGAAAGUGGAAAGCUGUGAUGAAUUCUAUUUUUCCCUGUUUGUUCGAAACAUUUUCAUGUCUUUCUGGCUGGAGGGUUCCAGAGACGGUGCCAAUGGUAUCAAUUUUGAAUCUACUACUCUUCAAUUGUGGUGAUGAUAGUCAUUGAUGGCUUGGGUCGCCUCUAGAUAUUUCAUAAUCAUCAUUAUCAUCAUCAUCAACAUCAUUUUCAUCGUCAUCAUUCAGUAUUUGAGACUGAGACACAUUGUUAGCCACACAGUUAAAGUAUUUUACCUUCAUCUCCAUGGUCGUAACUGUCAUAAUUUCCAUUCAGUACCAUUAAAAUCAUAAUCGUUGUCACUAUCGUUUCCUUUUCAUUUUUUGACCGUAAUCAAGUUGUUUAUGUAUGUUGUACCAUUCACAAACUACAUCAUGUACAGUGCAGCUGACAAAACUGCAGCUGAAUGAACCAAUGUCUUGGAAGGACCAAGCUCCUGUCUUGUAACUUGACUGUUUAUUAUUAUAUUAUUGGUUUGUUUAGUUUAAAUAAAUAUGUAUACACAAUACAACUGUACAUAUAUGUAAUAA
Messenger RNA from Aplysia californica (California sea hare), 3343 nucleotides. RefSeq names its product transmembrane protein 106B. NCBI's taxonomy places the organism in Eukaryota, Metazoa, Mollusca, Gastropoda, Aplysiida, Aplysiidae. The record is from RefSeq and is a predicted model, not a curated record.